AUUGUCAUCCUUCGAGCGACUCAUAUUCUACUGCUAUGGUACUUGAUAGGCUCGUAUAUAUGUGCUUUUCUCAACUAUUGUGGUUGUUGGGGGUCUUCCAAAAUCAAGAGCUGAUUUUCCUUAUAACGCACCCCAAUUCAUUUCCAUCAAAUCUCACGUGAAAAAACCCACAGAAAGUGUGUGAGACGAAACCCAGGACCAGAUCAGCGCGCCUAAAUGCAAUCGAAUUGGGCCAGUUAUUCAUUUAACGGUUAGACUAGUAGUGGUUUUAGGGAUACACUUGAUAACAUAUACACCUAUAACCAUUCUCACCUCCAUCUAUGUUUGGAGGUGCUGUAUCUGCUCCUACCAACAGUCCACAUCUACGGAAGUCAGGAAGCCGACCUGCAAUUUUUGAUCUGGGUACAACUGAGUCGGGUAAUAGUUCUGGCGAAGAUUUCUUGCAUUCUGUGGUGUUAAAUGAAAUGAAGGGUGUGAGUACAUCAUUGACCAGCGCUGCAAUUUUGCCAUCUCCUGUUCUUCUGUGGAGAUUUAAGGUACUACUAUUUUUCCUCUGGGGAUUCAUUUGUUGCAAGAUUGGAUGGGAUUCAGUUAUGAGAAUGAGUGCAGAUCUGCGUGAUUUAUUUUUAUAUGAGGCUUUUUUAUAUUAUAAUCCUCUUCUUCUUGUGACCAUGAUGGUUUGGCUUUGGGGAAUAAAUUUAUGGGUCUUUGCCCAGGCUAAUGUUGGAUAUGCUAAAAUUUUUGACCUCGAUCAAAGCCAUCUCACUCAUAGAGAAAUAUGGAAGUGUGCUAUCUGGAUGACAAUCAUUGUCCCAACUAGCAUGACGGCAUAUCUUUAUCUUUAUUCUCAUGGAGAAGUUUCAUUGGCUGCAUCCCAACCAGUGCUCUUAUAUGCUGCUGUGACAAUGGCUCUCAUAUUUCCCUUUGACAUUUUCUAUUUGUCAACCCGCUACUUUUUGUUAAGAACUUUGUGGCGGAUAGUUUUCCCUUUACAGGCAAUAACAUUUCCUGACUUCUUUUUGGCCGAUAUAUUGACCUCAAUGUCAAAGGUUUUUUCAGAUUUGGAGCGUUCAGUUUGUCGAAUGGUCCAUCGCCAGGUUGCUACAAUUGCAUGGUUUGAAGCUGAUUCUGUUUGUGGAAGUCACUCCAUUGCAAUACCUAUAGUUCUUGUUUUGCCUUAUAUUUUUCGUUUUUUUCAAUGUCUUCGGCAAUACAAGGAUACUAGAGAGAAGACAACUUUAUUAAAUGCAUUGAAGUAUUCAACAGCAGUACCUGUUAUUUUUCUUUCGGCCCUUAAGUAUCAUGUCUUCCCCGAAAAGUGGACAAAUGUCUAUCGGCCUUUGUGGCUUCUCUCAAGUGUUUUGAACUCUCUAUACUCGUUCUACUGGGAUGUGACACGAGAUUGGGACUUGAGCUGCUUCACUCGGAUUUUCAAGUUCGGCAAACCGCAUUACUUGUCCCACAUGAUAUACGGAAGGAAAUGGGUUUAUUUUUGGGUGAUUGGAAGCAAUCUUAUCCUGCGAUGCACAUGGACAUACAAGCUGUCAGCUCAUCUUCGCCAUAAUUACCUCACAGUUUUCACCAUAACUGCUCUAGAGAUGCUCCGACGCUUCCAGUGGGCUUUCUUUCGUGUAGAAAACGAAUGGAACAAAAUGAACUCGAAGACAAAUAUUCAACUGUCAACAAGUGAGAUGGUGAAUGAGGAAGAGAAAUUACUUCAUUCCAAUGGUCAUAGUGUAUAGAUAACUAAAAGCUAGCCAGGGAUUGCUGCAUAACUUGAAUCUAUGUUUCUUGCACGGUUGGUAACAUAGAUUGAACAAUUGCUCUCGAGUAUGGUUUAAUGCUAUAUACCAAACAUGCACUUCCUAUAUUCAUUGAUUUUCUCAUAUUGUAGAUGCUAUCAUGCACAAUUAUUCUUGAUUCGAGGGAAUCAUUUUUUGUUAAAGUCGAUGCUUAUUCUCUAAAUAAUGUUAUUGCUUGUUCGACCA
Olea europaea var. sylvestris is the source of this 1988-nucleotide messenger RNA. RefSeq names its product SPX and EXS domain-containing protein 1-like. The record is from RefSeq and is a predicted model, not a curated record. Gene Ontology annotation, cellular component: cytoplasm; membrane. Bases 321 to 1742 code for a protein of 473 amino acids. The transcript has 14 exons. Lineage: Eukaryota; Viridiplantae; Streptophyta; Magnoliopsida; Lamiales; Oleaceae.